Molecule: messenger RNA, 867 nt
Organism: Electrophorus electricus (electric eel)
Lineage: Eukaryota; Metazoa; Chordata; Actinopteri; Gymnotiformes; Gymnotidae
Source: RefSeq, a predicted model, not a curated record
AUGAACACAGGACACAUUUAUGCUUCCUCUGGGCACCCGUUUUGCGGUUUUCAUUCAGGCCAUGGCCAGGAGAGGCAGAGGCACUUUGCCCGAGCCCAUGCUAAUGGGCAGCUUCCAAGGCAGAUGAAUCCAGUCUACCUCCAGCCUGCGGUGAUGUGUGUGGACUCCUAUGGGCCGGCACCCUUCCCUUGCGGAAUCGCUGUGGCACCCUCGCAUGUGGUCGGCCAUGUUAGUGGUGCUGUAGAGGCACCGCCCAUAAAGAUCUUUCAGCAUCCCACAGGCCUGGUGGAGGUACACAGCCAUCAGCCUUCUCCACAUGUGCUGACUGCCAAUCCAUCCAUACCAGGUGCAAGCCACUGGCACUCGACGCCGAUGCCCUUCUGUAUGCAGAAUGCCGGUCUCCAUACCAGCGAGUCCCCUCGGCUGCCUGGAAACAUUGGAGCAUAUUAUACCGACCAGGAGCUCUACUGGCAGCAGGUCUACUGGGAGUGGUACAGGCAGACGUACUAUUCUCACCUGUCCAGCCUGGAGCAAUGGCAUAUGGCCUGCCACCAGAACCACCUGCAGAACAUAGCCAAGCAAAAGCCGCCGACUCCACCACCGCAGCUGCGGAAGAGAAAGAGGAAGGCCUUCUCUGGGGAUGACGGAUCAUUCUCUAACUCCAGCUCAGAGUCGGAGGCACAUGCUGAUGAGGGCCAACCUCCAAGCAAAAGGCCAGGCGAGAACCUUUUCGGUGAGGAGCCACUGGUGUGUGAUGCAGUGGUAACUAAAGAGGGAGAAGCGUUCUUCUCCGACCAAAUCCUAGGCCUGCUGGAGGGGAUUCCUGGCAUUCUGGAUCUGGCUGCAGAGAUGGGCUUCUCGGUCUGA